AUGUCUAAUUCUUUCAUACACGAUUCACAAGAUUCUUCAGUUACAGACGACGUCUUAAGAGAAAAUAUAAAAAUUAAUAAUUCAAUAGUGUUGAGUAGUGACUCUUCAGAUUCAGAUCUAGAUUCUAGCUUUCAUAUCGAUGUUGGUAAUGAUCCAAUAUUAAAAACACUCAAAAGUAGGCAAAAAUCGAUUAAUCAAGAAGAAAGUAAUGUUUUAAAUUUGGCUGGAAAUAAUUUAUUUAAACAAGUGAAGAUUCAGCAAUUUGAUUUAGGAAGUAACUUCGAUAAAAACAUUACUAAAAAUUUAACUGUUUUGAACAAUGAGUCAAUGGCUUCGGAUGGCAUUAAUGAUAAUCUAUUGCAAGCAAACACAUUUGUUUCACAAGCAGAGAUAGAUACCAAGAAACUGAUUUCAUUUUUGGGUAAAAGUACCCUGAAGAAAUAUCAUAAUAUAGAAUAUUAUAUAAAUAUGCUUGUUAAUGAAAGAGUUUCUUCCAAAUAUUUAGAUUGGUUUUUCUUCAAUCAAGAUUCAACGAUCACAGAUAUUAGUGAUAUAAUAUCUAAUGCUGACUUUUUUUUGUUAGGGAAUAAUUGGCCUAAAUUAAAAGAGUUAAUUUUAAAAAAAUAUCCAACUAUUAGUGAUCUUUUAAUGAGUAUUGGGGUUUCAAAUGAAAAAUUGGAAAGGUUGGGUGAUGGAAAUUGCUUACAGCUAACGACAGAUAGAACAUAUGAUCCCUUAGCGAAAUUGUUACCAUUUGAUUCAGUUUUACAGAUAAUUGCGUUUUACUGUCAUGAGAAAGGUUUUUUAAAGAUAUAUUUUGCAAUAAUGUUAGAUAGAAAUUUUUAUGAGUUAUCGAACAGUUAUGACAAUAAUUUAUAUGAUUUUCUGAAGAUAUUUUCAAAUGAGCAAAUAUUAGAUUCGUAUUUUCAACUAGUUUCGAAGGAUGACUAUUUCAUGCAUUAUAGAUUCUCUAGAAUGAUUCCUCAAUAUAAAAAUAUACUAGUGAACUAUUUAUGGAAAACUGAUUCAGAUAAUAUUGAUGAGUCGUUAGAGAAACUAGCAAAUGAAUUUAAUAAUUUAUAUGAUAAUUCAAAAUAUGAGAGUUUAUUAUAUUACAUUUUAUUCAUUUAUGGCUCUGAUCUGCUGCCUAUAAAAAUGUCAGUAGAGAAAGACAUGAUAAGUGUAAAUCACAAUAACUUAAAAGAAUAUUUUAUAAAUUGCAUACAUAAUUCAACAGGCCAUUUGACUAAUGAUGUUGAAUUACCUUUAAUUAAAAACAUCUUAGGAAUAUUUAACAAAAUUUCGUAA
Molecule: messenger RNA, 1308 nt
Organism: Tetrapisispora phaffii CBS 4417
Lineage: Eukaryota; Fungi; Ascomycota; Saccharomycetes; Saccharomycetales; Saccharomycetaceae
Gene: KRE29
Product: Smc5-Smc6 complex subunit KRE29
Exons: 1
Coding region: 1-1308 (435 amino acids)
Source: RefSeq, a predicted model, not a curated record